CGCCUGCGCUCUAAAAAAAGUAUCCCUGGCAUAGGUAUCUUGAUGCAGAUAUAUCUAUAUGUGUAACUGAUCAAUUUCAUCAACUUCACUGAAAUAUCACCUGAUUACAUAGUAAACAUUCAAACAAAUUAUUAAAAAUGGGAAACGAAAGUUCUUUGCCGAUGGAACUUUGUUCAAAUUUUGAUGCUGAUGAAAUCAGACGAUUAGGAAAAAGAUUUCGCAAAUUAGAUCUGGACAACAGCGGAGCGUUGAGUAUUGAUGAGUUUAUGUCGUUACCAGAAUUGCAACAAAAUCCAUUGGUACAAAGAGUAAUUGAUAUUUUUGAUGCUGAUGGUAACGGUGAAGUUGACUUUAAAGAGUUUAUUCAAGGCGUUUCACAGUUCAGUGUUAAGGGUGACAAAGAAAGUAAACUGAGAUUUGCAUUCAGAAUUUAUGACAUGGAUAAUGAUGGAUUCAUAAGUAAUGGUGAACUGUUUCAAGUUCUCAAGAUGAUGGUCGGUAAUAAUUUAAAGGACACUCAGCUUCAGCAAAUUGUUGAUAAGACAAUUCUGUUUGCUGAUAAAGAUGAAGAUGGAAAAAUAAGUUUUGAGGAAUUUUGCUCGGUUGUUGGUAAUACUGAUAUACAUAAGAAAAUGGUCGUCGACGUAUAAUUAAUUAAACUAAUUUUAAAAUGUAAAAAAAUCUAUCUUCGACAUCAUUAUUGCAUAAUUACUUAAAAAAAAUUUUACAAUUUCACUCCAUCUAAUAUUAAUUA
Cotesia glomerata is the source of this 754-nucleotide messenger RNA. RefSeq names its product calcineurin subunit B type 2. Lineage: Eukaryota; Metazoa; Arthropoda; Insecta; Hymenoptera; Braconidae. The coding region runs from base 138 to 650 and encodes 170 amino acids. The record is from RefSeq and is a predicted model, not a curated record. Gene Ontology annotation, molecular function: calcium-dependent protein serine/threonine phosphatase regulator activity; calcium ion binding. The transcript is spliced from 5 exons.